Heterocephalus glaber (naked mole-rat) is the source of this 5287-nucleotide messenger RNA. RefSeq names its product protein associated with LIN7 2, MAGUK p55 family member (gene Pals2). The record is from RefSeq and is a predicted model, not a curated record. Lineage: Eukaryota; Metazoa; Chordata; Mammalia; Rodentia; Bathyergidae. Gene Ontology annotation, molecular function: protein binding.
GAGGGAGCGCGCCCCGGCGGCUGGAGGAGGAGGGCGGCUGAGGAGAGCCUGGCCGCGCGCGGGCUGGUGGCGGUGGCAGCGGCUGCGACCGGAGCCGGGGCAGAGUGUGGGGAGCGAGAAAAGGGGCGGAGGGAAAGGAAGGCGGGGGGACGGUGAGAGGCGCAUUUCUAAUUCUCAACUACGAGCCCCGAGUUUGUAGAUGGGGCUGCUCGUCGUCGUCUGCGGCUGAGGCAGAGCGGCGGCGGCGGCGGCGGCGGCUGAGGCUGAGGGAGAGGAGCAGCGGCGCGAGGCGGCCGAGGUGCGAGCCGCAGCAAUGCAGCAAGUCUUGGAAAACCUUACAGAGCUGCCCUCAUCUACAGGAGCAGAAGAAAUAGACCUAAUUUUCCUCAAGGGGAUUAUGGAAAAUCCUAUUGUGAAAUCACUUGCUAAGGCUCAUGAGAGGCUUGAAGAUUCAAAACUAGAAGCUGUCAGUGACAAUAACUUGGAAUUAGUCAAUGAAAUUCUUGAAGAUAUCACUCCUCUAAUAAAUGUGGAUGAAAAUGUGGCAGAACUUGUUGGUAUACUCAAAGAACCUCACUUCCAGUCACUCUUGGAAGCCCAUGAUAUUGUGGCAUCAAAGUGUUAUGAUUCACCUCCAUCAAGCCCAGAAAUGAAUAAUUCUUCUAUCAAUAAUCAGUUAUUACCAGUAGAUGCCAUUCGUAUUCUUGGUAUUCACAAAAGAGCUGGGGAGCCAUUGGGAGUAACAUUUAGGGUUGAAAAUAAUGAUCUGGUAAUCGCCCGAAUCCUUCAUGGAGGAAUGAUAGACCGACAAGGUCUACUUCAUGUUGGUGAUAUCAUUAAAGAAGUCAAUGGCCAUGAGGUUGGAAACAAUCCAAAGGAAUUACAAGAAUUACUGAAAAAUAUUAGUGGAAGUGUCACUCUAAAAAUCUUACCAAGUUAUAGAGAUACCAUUACUCCUCAACAGAGUUGCAUCAAUAUGGAGAGGCAUCCAGCACACAUCUGUCAGGUAUUUGUGAAGUGUCAUUUUGAUUAUAAUCCAUACAAUGAUAACCUGAUUCCCUGCAAAGAGGCAGGACUGAAGUUUUCCAAAGGAGAAAUUCUUCAGAUUGUAAACAGAGAAGAUCCAAAUUGGUGGCAGGCUAGCCAUGUGAAAGAGGGAGGAAGUGCUGGUCUCAUUCCAAGCCAGUUCCUGGAAGAGAAGAGAAAAGCAUUUGUUAGAAGAGACUGGGACAAUUCAGGCCCUUUUUGUGGAACUAUAAGUAGCAAAAAAAAGAAAAAGAUGAUGUAUCUCACAACCAGAAAUGCAGAAUUUGAUCGUCAUGAAAUCCAGAUAUAUGAAGAGGUAGCCAAAAUGCCCCCCUUCCAGAGAAAAACGUUAGUAUUGAUAGGAGCUCAAGGAGUGGGCCGAAGAAGCUUGAAAAACAGAUUCAUAGUAUUGAAUCCCACUAGAUUUGGAACUACUGUGCCAUUUACUUCACGGAAACCAAGGGAAGAUGAAAAAGAUGGCCAGGCAUAUAAAUUUGUGUCACGAUCAGAAAUGGAAGCAGAUAUUAAAGCUGGAAAGUAUUUGGAACAUGGGGAAUAUGAAGGAAAUCUCUAUGGAACUAAGAUUGAUUCUAUCCUUGAAGUUGUCCAAACUGGAAGGACUUGUAUUUUGGACGUCAACCCACAAGCGCUGAAGGUGUUGAGGACAUCUGAAUUCAUGCCCUAUGUGGUGUUUAUUGCUGCUCCAGAGCUAGAGACAUUACGCACCAUGCACAAGGCUGUGGUGGAUGCAGGAAUCACUACCAAGCUUUUGACGGACUCUGACUUGAAGAAAACAGUGGAUGAAAGUGCACGGAUUCAGAGAGCAUACAACCACUAUUUUGAUUUGAUCAUCAUAAACGACAAUCUAGACAAAGCCUUUGAGAAAUUACAAACUGCCAUAGAGAAACUGAGGAUGGAACCACAGUGGGUCCCAAUCAGCUGGGUUUACUGAUGAUUCAAUGAGGUUAAUCAUUAAAAUAAAACUUUUCAAAAGCAACUCAACGAAUAAACCUUCUACUGAGAAAAUACAUGCACAGAUAGAAGUUAUUUGCCAAGUCCAGGUAUUUUUAUUGUGUAGCUGAAAUAACAGUACACUAUUCUGAAUUUUUAUAUAAAAUAUGGUUGGGAAGGUAUAUAUAAUUUAUCUUAAUUUUUCUAACUUUUUAUGGAUAAUCUUUCUAUUCAUAUCACAUAAAGAAAUGCGUUGAAGCAUUUUGUAUAUGUUAUGAUUUGGUACCCUUGCCUUUUUCAUCAAAAGAAUUUUCAAAUCAUUCACUUUAACAUGGUCUCACAUUUUCACUGUGAUAAUGAAUACUUGAAAUAGUUUUAUAAAGCUGUCAUUCAGUGCAGUAUUUAGUGAAGGGUCAGUUACUCUUAUUAGAAGAAAACAGUAGUAUUGGCCUUCCUUCUUAAUCAUAUUUCUUACAGAAGCAGAAUUUUAAUGUCAGUGCUACGAGUGUACUACCAUCUAAACCUGACAUCAAAAAUCUGUUCAGUGCCACAUUUUUUAAUCAUUUCAGAGAUGUAUGGCUAUCCAUUCUCGUUCAUACAGAUAGCUUUUUCCCUUUGUUUCUAUCUUUAAUGAAAAAGAAAGAGCGCUACCUCGCACUCUUCUGAGGUUAUUCUUUUUGUUUGUUGCAGUGACAUAUGGAUAUUAAUUUGACAUGUACAGAUUAAGGUCAGGCUGGAAGCAAGGUCAUGCAGACUGAGAGAGUGCCUUAUCCUGUAAAAACCUUACACGAAGUGACACUUGAAGAAAGUUUUAUUUUCACAUGUAAAAAAUUGAACCUAAUAAUAUAGAGAUUUUUUUUUUUUUUAAGGAUAUGGUCAGCAAAAGUAUCAUGCCUCUGCAGAUUUCUGUGUUGUUUAAAGAUGCUUUUAAGUUUACAGUUGGGAGUUUUUGUGAACAAUCAGUGUGCUUUUUGAGCAGUUAUAUAACUGUUAAGGUAUUUGUUCUGUUUGUUGUGAUGAAAACCAAAUUAUUUGAAUAAUUUAUAAAAUCUGGAAAUGAUCAUCACCUGUUUUAUAUACACACAUAUACAUUAUAUAAUAUGUAUAUCAUCUAUAUUCAGUAAUGUCUUUUAUAUUUUACAUUUGUUAAAAUGUACUUUAAUAAUUGGGGUUCCUCCUUUAGAUCUAUUGAUGUAAUAUACAAAUUUCCAUAUUUACCUCAAUAGAUGGUAUAAAUUUUUCCUAAAACAGAGAUGCACCUCAUCACUAAACUAAGUUGAUCAUAUUUUUAUAUUGUUGCUAGCUUUUCAUGUUCACACUAUUCACAUUUUAAAGGGUUUAGGUGCUUAAAUAUUGAUGAUAAUCUUUGUCUGGUGCAAUCAUCAGACACCUGGCUGCUGAAUUUGUUUUUUCCCCUCACCAGAGCUAUCACAGCUUAGAAGUCUUUCAGAGAAGAAAAAAAAUAUAUGAUAGUAAGCAGUAUUCACCCGUUCUUUUAAACCAUUUUCCACAGUGAAAGAAAAUUGUUACAUUGUUAAAAUAUGAAAUCUGUAGGUCUUUAAAUUUUUUAAUUCUAGAAUUUCAAAAUGACCCCACAUUGUUUUUCCUUGUCAUAGGACAGGAAAUUAUUGACAAAAUGGAUCAUAUUCUUUCAAUAACUUUGGAAAAUUUCAGAUCACAUAUAUUUACCCAAAAUUGUUGGCUUUUCAUAGCAACGUGAAUCAAAGCACACGAUCAGGGUGAUCCCAUGACUUAAUGUUUCAACACACUGUAAGUUUUUUAAAAUAGCGUUGAAAUAAUUGUAGCAGCAGUUUAUCCACAGUAUAUUUCUGCCAUCUUGGUAAAAGAGAAGUGACUUUCACAUAUAAGUUUUUAGCCUUGUCUUGUAGCAUAAAAAUUCAUAUUAUCUGGAAUGUAGUCUAUACUUAAUAUUCAUGAUUGACUAAUGCAGAUUAGAUUCCUCAUAAAAUGAAAUGAUGCAGUUUAGUUCGGUUCAGUGUAGAUUCAAAUGCUAAAGAAAAUAAAUUUAGGAAAGUUCAGUGUAUCUCAGUGAAGAAUCACUGAACUUGAAAUCCAAGUUUCAUCUGAGUUUGCAGGAACCCCGCAAGGCUCUGCUGAGGCAAGGAGGCCCAGAGGCCCCAUGCAGGAUUCUUAGGUAAUGUGACAAGGAGUGUGUACUUCUCUUAUGGCACAAGCCUAAGAUAACAGACAUUUAUAAUAGCUUUAUUGAAAGGAAAAUGAUUUACAGUGAUAUUGAAUGAUUUGUAGUAAGUAAAAUAUACACACACAUGCAUGUGUUUUUGUGAAAUAUGGGCUGCCACAUAAAUAUAAGGUUUCCUUGUGGACAAAUGAGUGUUCACAUCCAGCAUUCAGGGCAUGACUAUACAACUAAAGAUGAUACCUGUAUUUUUCAUGUUCAAAUGUACCAAUACCAGUAGAAGUGAUGUCCCUAAGUAAGUCAUUUAUCUGUAACUAGUGGAAUAUAUUUGAUGCCCUACAAGUAGGAUUUUUCACCUUCAUUACAACUAUGCUUUUAUGUAGUGUCCAUUUUGUUGAUAUUUAAUUCCAAAUGUCAGAUAACAUCAGGACUAUUUUGGCCAACUCUAUAUAAUUGCUGACCAUAGCUUUCUAAAAUAUAAGUCAUGUCAAAAACCCAGUAUAACUACAGUAAUAGCCUAAACCAUAGACUAGAGUCUAGUAAAUCUAAUUCAUUUAUUAAAGCCUCUAAGUUUUCUUUCAAAUGGCACAAUAAAACUUUAGUAUGACAGAUUAUGGCCAAAUACUGCUUUGACCAUGAUAUCUCAAUGACAAUAAAAGAUGAUCUUUACUUUUAAAAUUCAUUAAAAUCGCACUUAUUUUUAUGUAUAAGAAAAGUGUCAAGGGCCGGGGAUUUGGUUCCACCGCCUGCCUUGCAAGCAUAAGGUCCCGAGUUCGAUCCCCGGUACCAAAAAAAUGUCAAGAUCCAAUGAUUGAAGUUAAUUUUAAAGAUGGAUAGCCAUAGAAUUAGAUAGUUUUUUAAAUUGGCAAGCUCAAAAGAUAAGUUUUGAAAAUUGCUCAAAAUAAUAAUCUUACAUUUUACUUUUACGACUUUUGAAAUAAUACUCCAUUAAAUCACAUGCUAGAGAGCCAAUAAUUUAGUAGUAAUAGAUCUUUAUACUAAAUGUGGAAAAGGCAAUCCUAAAGUUUUAUGUACAUAAAUCAUUUUUUUAAAUGUUUGAGUUGCUAUAUAUAUGUAUAUAUAAAUAUACAGCUAUGCGUAUAAUCUGUAACAUGCUCCCAAAUUACAUGAAUAAAAUUAUUCACCCUUAUA